Messenger RNA from Gongylonema pulchrum, 324 nucleotides. The record is from the annotation of a GenBank genome assembly. NCBI's taxonomy places the organism in Eukaryota, Metazoa, Nematoda, Chromadorea, Rhabditida, Gongylonematidae.
AUGUCCUCCUCCUCCAGUACAGAAGGUUGUUCAGUGCUGAAAUGGCAGCGUUUCUUCUGUUCGGCGGGCAUACCGGCAGCGAUCGCGGCGAAAUAUUCGAGAUCGUUCGCUGAGCAACGAGUCCAGUUUACGAUGCUGGAGGACCUUGACAAGGCAACACUUAUUGAUUUAGGUGUCAAUACCAUUGGUGACCAGGUACGUACGUUCGGUAUAAAAACUGUUGAUGCCUUAGCUUCUUCGAAGAUACUUGUGGCCUGUUUCCUGAGAAAAGUAUGCUUUACCAAACUAAAAUUUCUAAUUCACGUUAUCCUGCUCUUUGUUUAG